Fukomys damarensis (Damara mole-rat) is the source of this 2388-nucleotide messenger RNA. It is a transcript of the gene Pik3ip1, whose product is annotated as phosphoinositide-3-kinase interacting protein 1. The annotation marks the transcript as partial. The transcript has 5 exons. Lineage: Eukaryota; Metazoa; Chordata; Mammalia; Rodentia; Bathyergidae. The record is from RefSeq and is a predicted model, not a curated record.
GGCACCCCUGAGAAAGUGCCUUGUCGGGACGCUCGCUGCCCGUCUCCUCGCGAGCUCGGCGACCACAACUACUGUCGGAAUCCGGACCGCGACCCACGCGGGCCCUGGUGCUACGUCAGCGGCGAGGCUGGCACCCCUGAGAAAGUGCCUUGUCGGGACGCUCGCUGCCCAGAGACCACUUCCCAGGCCCCCCCUGCCUUCACAACACAGCCUAAGGAGACGUCUGAAGUGCCAGGUGAUGAUGAGGUGCAGGUGUUUGCUCCUGCCAGCACCCUGCCCGCCCGGAGUGAGGCUGUGGCUGUGCAGCCAGUGAUUGGGAUCAGCCAGCGGGUGCAGAUGAACUCCAAGGAGAAAAAGGACCUGGGAACUCUGGGAUAUGUGCUGGGUAUUACCAUGAUGGUGAUCAUCAUCGCCAUUGGAGCUGGCAUCAUCUUGGGCUACACCUACAAGAGGGGGAAGGACUUGAAAGAGAAGCAUGAGCAGAAAGUGUGUGAGAGGGAGAUGCAGCGAAUCACUCUGCCCUUGUCUGCCUUUACCAACCCUACCUGUGAGAUCGUGGAUGAGAGGACUGUCGUGGUCCACAGCAACCAGACUCCUGUGGACCUUCAGGAGGGCAGCACACCCCUCAUGGGCCAGGCUGGCACCCCUGGGGCCUGAGCUCCUCCAGUGGGCAGAAGGCCAUGCGAAAACUGGUGCAGGACAGUCCACCCUCCCACAGCUGGGAGGACCUACAUUUUGUGUUGUGGUUAACACCCACCCCACACCCCCACCUCGGAUAAAUCCUCAUGAAAGAAGUAGGCAGCACUGUGGGCCGAGGGCUCAGUAGGAUCCUACCAGCGCUCCUAAUGUUCCUUCUCCAUCCCUUGGAGCAGGAGUCUGCCUGUGGGUGGAGAUAGUGGCACAGCUCCCAGGGGGUAUUGCUGACAAGGGCUUCCAGAUACUGCUUGUGUCCCUGGAACUGGACUAGGGAUAGACAGGGAGCUCCUUCAGGCUCCUCUGUGCUUUACUAAGGUGGCCUCAGCCUAUGCCUUUCUGUUCGUUCUUCAUGAGCUUGAGUGGCAUAUACUGUUAUUCAUAGUUAAGGUCAAGCAGGUCAAAAGGUAGCAUUGAAAAAAAUGUAUAUUUAGUUUUUAAAUGUUAAGGCUGGAACUUCCUACUGUAUAAGUCCGAAUUUGGGGCUGAGAUUGGGAUCUAGGCUUGGGGCUGCUGGGUGUGCUCCAGCUUGCUGGCAGUAAUGUGCCUUGACAACUGUGGGCUGGACCUGGGCCCAGAGACUCUUCCUGUUCUGUAGGUAAAGGAAGGGAAUAAUUGCACUAAACAUUCCAUUUAGGAAGAGGGUAGAGAAGGAUCAACUCCUGCCUUAGGCCUCAGGGACAGAGGUGGACCCGGGGUGCCACAGACCAUCUCUUCUGGGGUGGGUGGUGACCUCUCACCAUUUUGCACAGGUAAGAGGAACCAGUUAACCCAUGGGGUUUAUACACUGUGGGGCGCAUUGAGCUCAUGCUAGGUUAACUUGCAUAAUGAGCUCAGAGGCAAGCUAACAAAGCACUUCAGAACUUUCCCCUGUAGCGUACCCUAAUUGAAAGUGACCCUGUGGUUUCCAGGCCACCACCUUCCAAUGAGGCAAUGGGGCUGAUGUUAUAACCCCUAACUUGUAAAACAAUCAUAGAACCAUUGGAAAGGACCUUCAGGUUCAAACCUUUUGGACACAGGAGCCCAGAGAGGUAAAAUGACUUCCCAAGGUGAUAGAACAAGCCAGGAGAAGAGCCCUCAGCUUCCUGACUGAGCAGUUCUUUCUCCACUGCACUUGAAUCUCAGCAGGCCCUCCAGACCCUGAUGUCACAUUUGAAGGCCUUGGCAAUGUUCCCUGAAGAGAUUCCUUGUUAAGAGUCCUUCCACUGCCCAGUGUGGAGAGGGCAUAAAGUGGAGCCCAUUCUGUUCAGGAGGGUGCUCCCUAGAGCCAUUUGCUCUGGGGACCUAGGUCUCAGAGGGUCCCUUGGUGUUAGUGACUCUGGAGAAGAGAACAUUACUUGUUUCUACUUUUCUAUAAGCAUUUCUCUGUAUACAUGUUUUAUAUACCUCAUUCUCACAUCUGUGUAUAAAGUAUGGGAAACUGCUGUGCAUUUGACUUAUAUAAAAACAAAACAAAACACAUCUCCAUGUUACCAAGUUUUUGUGGGGUACCAAGAACACGCCACCCAUACCCUGGGAAGCUCUGGAUUCUUUGUCAAUACCUGUGCAGUGAGCUCUAGCUUCCUCUUUGCUCACCCUGGCUCUGUAAAUGGAAGGCAACCGCAGAAUGGUUGGAAACUGCAACCUCUGCUUCCCGACUGUUAUCACCAGAAAUCUUUCAGGUUGAAGCUUCAGGAAGGAAGGGUAGCCCAAGAA